CUUAAUAUUGGGAUUUGGGGACCCUCCACGCUUCGCCUCAAAUGAUUGGGCAGGAGCGCGCGUCCUUCGCUCGUGCCCCAUCUUGUAUCUGAUUGGGCGGGUGGAAGCCCACCGCGCUCCCGCAGCACGUCGAUGCUUUGCGGAAAAUGCCCCUCCCCUUUCUCCAUUGGCCAUCGGGAGCCCUGCCUAAUGGUGUGGUUGGUUAGCGACUCCUGCCUCUCAAGCCGUGGUUGCUGCUGCUGUUGCUGCUGCUGCAAGCCUUGUACCGCUGCCCGGCCCGGCAUGGCGGGUAGCGGGGCAGCCAGAACUCGAGCCUGGAGGAAGCGUGGCCGAGAUCCCCACGCUGCUCCGGUCUUGUAGAAGAGCCAAUCCCAUAUGAAGAUGGGACUUCUGGUGUUUAUGCGUAACCUGCUACUAGCCCUCUGUCUUUUUCUGGUGUUGGGAUUUCUAUAUUACUCAGCUUGGAAACUGCAUCUUCUCCAGUGGGAGGAUUCAAAUUCAGUGGUUCUUUCCUCUGACUCCGUUGGACGUUCAAUAGGCUCAGGAAGGAGAGAAAGAAAAUCCACGCCCCUUGUGCCUCUGUCAUCAGUCCCAUCACACCUUGCUGCAGAGCUGGAAACAGGCAAAGCUCAGAAAGAACCUGUGACUCUUCCACGCCCAACCAUUCCUAAAUAUGACAAACUGGGAUUUCUCCUGAAGCUGGAUUCCAAACUGCCUCCAGAGCUAGCAUCAAAAUAUGCUAACAUCACAGAGGGUGUUUGCAAGCCUGGUUAUGCAUCUGCACUUAUGACUGUCAUCUUCCCAAAGUUCUCCAAGCCAGCACCAAUGUUUUUGGAUGAUUCCUUCAGAAAGUGGGCACGGAUCCGGGACUUUGUACCUCCCUUUGGCAUUAAAGGACAAGAUAAUCUGAUCAAAGCCAUCCUGUCAGCAACCAAAGAUUACCGCCUUACUCCAGCCCUUGACAGUCUCAGUUGCCGGCGAUGUAUUAUUGUGGGAAAUGGUGGAAUUCUAGCAAACAAAUCAUUGGGAUUGAAGAUUGAUGACUAUGACAUUGUUAUCCGGCUGAACUCUGCUCCAGUGAAAGGCUUUGAAAAGGAUGUUGGUGGUAAGACAACCAUGCGCAUAACAUACCCGGAAGGGGCCAUCCAGAAACCAGAGCAGUAUGAAAAAGAUUCCUUGUUUGUGCUGGCAGGAUUCAAGUGGCAGGAUUUCAAGUGGCUGAAGUAUAUUGUUUACAAGGAAAAAGUGAGUGCCUCUGAUGGCUUUUGGAAGUCUGUGGCAACCCAUGUUCCAAGAGAGCCUCAUGAGAUCCGGAUCCUGAAUCCAUAUUUCAUCCAGGAGGCAGCCUUCAGCUUUAUUGGCCUUCCCUUCAACAAUGGCCUGAUGGGCAGAGGGAACAUUCCUACUCUGGGAAGUGUAGCAAUAACUAUGGUGCUCCACAAUUGUGAUGAGGUAGCGGUGGCUGGAUUUGGUUAUGACAUGAAUUCGCCAAACGCACCACUGCAUUACUAUGAGAACAUCAAGAUGUCUGCAAUCAAAGAGAUUUCUGGGCAUGGUUCAUUGAGAAGUAAUACUUUUCACUCCAUUGAGAAGUAGCUCUGUAAAAUAAAACACAGCCAAGAUUCAUAAAGCGUUUGGUUUGUUUUAAAGUAGAUCGGAAACACAGGUAUAGUUAAAAUGACUAUCUGUAAUCCAGACUUGAGGAUACUCAAAUUUUUCUUUGCUACCUUAUCACUUGAGACUUCAGAACACUUGUUAAUCUUAUCUUCCUGUAGUUGUGGCGAGAGAGAAAGCCAGUCCACUCCCCCCACCCCAAACAACAAAGAUUAUUGAAGAACUUUAAGACUAGCAGAUAUAUUGUACCGUAAGCUUUCAUGGUCUAUGGUCCACUUCAUCAUAUGCACUAAUUAUUAUUUUCAUUACAGAUAUUCUCUACAGAUAUAUCUUGUAUACUUUUAAGCUUUACAUAGAAUUGUCACAGAAGUCCUAUUACAUGUUAAGUUCAAUGUAUGUACAAUCUAUACAGUAUAUACACACACAUAGAUUUCUACACACGUACAAUUCACACCUUACGCUCAAUGCAUGCAUAGUAUGCAUGUACUUUCUGUCUGUAUCAUACAUUUGAGGGAUCUGUGCCCAGGUUUACCUUUAAUGUGAACACAUGUAAAGUCAGUCACAUGAAAAUUACUUAACUAGAGCAUUAAAUUAAAUUUAUUUAUUUAUUUAUUUACAUUUAUGUCCCACUCUUCCUCCAAGGAGCCCAGAGCAGUUUACAUGCUUAUUACAUGCUUAUGUUUAUCCUUGCAACAACACUUUGAGGUAGGUUGGAAAGGAAAGAUUGCGCCGUUGAGUCAGUGUUGAUUCCUGGCGACCACAGUGCCAUGUGGUUUUCUUGGUAGAAUACAGUGAUGGUUUACCAUUGCCUUUCUUCUGAGCAGUAUGAGAGGAUGCCUUUGCAGUUGUCACUGAAGUGAGCAUCUGCCUCCAGCACCUUCCUAUACUGCUGCCGCCCAAUAUAGGUGACUACAAAUAUAUAUUGGUUCAAGAAGGAACCUGGGCCUCCCAGCUCCUAGGGGCCCCCCAGCUCCAUCCUCCCUAUUUUCUUCAUUAUCUCCCUCACUCUAAAGGGCUGCCAGGGAGACGGAUGGACACGGGCCCCCUCUCUCCUAGCUACACCCCUGCUAGGCACAGUCUCGGAAGCACACCGGUAGGGAUUUGAACUAACAGCCUCUUGCUCCCUAGGCAAGCUGCUUCCCUGCUAGGCUAAGCUAAAUGACCAGCCCAGAGUCACCCAGUAAGUUUCAUGGCUGAGUGGGGAUUUGAACAGAUAUUAAGGUCAUUCACAUGACCUCAGCCACAUAGCUUGGAAGGAUUGGCAGGGGGGAGGCAGGAGCUUGUCUGCCCUCCCUCCAGAUGAAUGGUGGCUUUCUUGGGCUAAGUCAUGUUGCGCGCCCACACAAGCAGCACCACAGCAGAGUCCCAAGCUGGGAUUGGGAGGAUGACAUCCUCCCACAUCCCAGUCUGCCCUGCACAAACAGCGGAGUGGCAGCUCUCAGCAGAGCAGCCACUCCAUUCUAUGUGGCCACUCCUUCUCCCCGGCUCACUGCCCAAAAUGGCAGCAGGCCAGGGGAAGUCCAGCUACCUGGCGGCAAUUGCACACACUAUCACCUGCCCAGGUAGAAUGAAACAAUGGUCAUCAUUGAUGGUUUGUUCUACCUCAGUAACACACCAGGUAGAAUAGGCAGGCUACCCACUACUGCUACAAAUGUUUUUGUGCAAAUGAACCUGGGGAGAGAUGCCCUCACAUAUGGGGAGGAAGUAUACUGCUAUAUGUGCAUUGAACAUAAUAUGUGUACAUGCAUACAAAACUGUAUGUGUAUAAAAUGUAUGCAGAUUGGAUGUGCAUUGAACAAUGUGUAAAUAAGGCUUCGGACACUUGCAUUAUCUGGCCAUUUGAUGCCAUGACUUGUGGUUUCCCCCCACUCUACUGUGUACCCCUCACCCUUGCAUACAAUCUGAUGAAGUUGAUUGUAGUCCACAAA
Molecule: messenger RNA, 3542 nt
Organism: Hemicordylus capensis (graceful crag lizard)
Lineage: Eukaryota; Metazoa; Chordata; Lepidosauria; Squamata; Cordylidae
Gene: ST3GAL3
Product: ST3 beta-galactoside alpha-2,3-sialyltransferase 3
Exons: 13
Coding region: 376-1596 (406 amino acids)
Molecular function (GO): sialyltransferase activity
Source: RefSeq, a predicted model, not a curated record